Molecule: messenger RNA, 483 nt
Organism: Botrytis deweyae
Lineage: Eukaryota; Fungi; Ascomycota; Leotiomycetes; Helotiales; Sclerotiniaceae
Exons: 1
Coding region: 1-483 (160 amino acids)
Source: RefSeq, a predicted model, not a curated record
AUGGUUAAUCACCUCGUCUACGAAUGCGGCCACCGCUUCCCCGAAUUCCCCUCCAAGCUCAAGAAACUUAAGAGAGCCUUAAGUAUUCGCAGAGCUCUCAGCAAGAAAGCAAAGGUCCCCAAAGACAUCGGACGAGCAGGCCUCUGCGAUAUUUGCGCAGAAUAUUCGGUUCAAGACUUCCUCGCCGCAGGAACCCAACCCGGAAACGCCAACAAGACCUUCGCAGAGCUUCGAGAAGAGCGCGUCAAGGAAACCAUCGCGCUCGCCGAGAAGGCAGCCAAGGAGGCAGUCAAGGAGGAAGAAGAGAAGGCAGCCAGGGAGGCAGCCAAGGAGGAAGAAGAGAAGACUCCCACACCCCAACACCCAACACCCCAUCAUCACCUCCAACGCAAGCCCGUCCCGGGAUCCGGAUACGUCGAACUCUCCGACGAAGAGGAAGACGACGGCACGGAGUGGCUUCUCGCCAAGGACUCAGAAGAAUAG